AUAGCAUGUAAACACGGCGCGUGCCUGCCAUAUUUAAUUCCCGGUGGGGGGGGGGAGGGGGAGGGGGGGUGACGUUUGGCCAACACCCUCUAGAAAAAUAUGAAGGCCUUAGUUCUUUUCCCUUUCCACUCGCGCUACGUCAGCAGAUGGGGCGGACGCAUGAGGCGGCGAGCGCGUUUUGCGGUUUUGCCCAUCGCCGCGACAAGACGCAUCCGCGCGUCCGGAUCGCGCUGGUGCGCGUUGAUCGCGUGUCUCCAGAAACUCAUUCCCCGGCGCGUAUGUACAGUCGUACAUCUCUUCGCUGUUCAGUCGGACGUGUUUUCCUCGCUGUGAAAAGAAUCCCGCCGCGAUGCCGUGCAAAUGCUGUGUACCUCGAUGCCGCGGAAACUACACGGGGGACACGAAGGUGCACGUCUUCAAGUUCCUGAGAGAUCAAGCUCUAAGGGACGCUUGGAUUCGCGCUGUGCCACGGGAAAACCUCACGGUCACCGAACAUUCCAGGGUAUGUGAACUUCAUUUCGUGGACGAGGACAUUAUUCGAGACGCGACGCAUACAGAUCAAGCAACUGGCCGCGUAAUGACAGUGCCGCUAUCUCAUGUGCGCCUUCGCCCAGACGCUGUACCGUCGGAGUUCCCGAAUCAUUCGAGCUACUUGUCCAGAAAGGCCGCGAGGAGGGAAGAUCCUGACUCCAAGCGCGCGCGAAUAGAGAAUGCAGCCCUUCAGAAAGCCAUCUCUGAAUCCAACGAGGCAUUUAUCAGAGCACGCGAGGAGGAUAAAGUCAACAGUGUGAGCGAACUUGCCAACCACUUAAGGAGCCAAGGGAUGAAGUUCUGGGAUGUUAUCGAAAGAAAUGAAAGGCUUCUUCUCAUUCACAUUGUCGACGAUGAAGCACCGUGGUUGAAAUACUCUGUUUGUGUGAAAGGAGAUUUGAGCGUGACACUACACGUUAUGAAACGGCUCGGUGCAAAUCUCUGCGUUCCCGAAAUCGCUAACAGUAAAAGGGGUAUGGUGGAACUCCUGGAAGGCACCGAGAAGUGGGACUGUGACCUGAUGUCCAACUCAGUCGCCGAAAUUUGCGAGGCUGUUUGUUUACUGCUUGAUCAGCUUUGCACGUCCCAAGCAGAAGAUGACGCCAACUGUAUUCAAUUUCUGAAAGAGCAAGUCACCUUGCACCUAUCGAAAAAACAGCGCAGGCGCUACUCUGCUGAUGUCAUGAUGUUUUGCUGUAUUGUUUUCACUAUAUCGCCCCAUGCAUACGCGUUCAUACGUAGCCAUGGAAGCAUCACCUUGCCGCAUCCUAUGACGAUAAGAUCAGUGUGCUGCUCGUCUUAUGGUAUGAGUCCUCAACAAGAGCAUCAGAGUGAAACAUUCCUCAGCUACAUGACAACAAGAAUUUCUGACCUGAAAGAUGACCAGCGCUUUGUCACAGUUAUGGUUGAUGAAAUACAUAUAAAACCUUACUUUGACUACAAAGGAGGCAAUAUUACCGGCGCUGCAAUUAAUAGAAAUGAAGCUGCUAACUGUGCGCUCGUUUUCAUGGUGCGCAGCGUGACGUGUAAAUUCAAAGAAGUUGCGCACAUCGUGCCGGUGCACCGAGUAGAGGCGGAGUUCCUGCAAAAGACGCUUAAAGACGUGAUUUGUGGGCUGGAAAAGAUUGGGUACCGGGUUAUGUGCAUCGUCAGCAACAACAACUCUGUGAACAGAAAAGCGAUGUCACUUUUCGAAUCACCUCCGUGUAACAGAAUUGUGUACCAACAUCCAUCAGACCCUUCAAGGCCGCUGUUCUUCGUUAUAGACCCAGUGCACAUUCUAAAAUGCAUACGAAAUAACUGGAUCAAUCAGAAGAAUGACCAAAUUUGUUUCUACUUCCCGGAUAUCCAAGGAGACGCACCAGAAUCAGAGCGAAUGCAAACAGCGUCAUUUGCAGCAAUCAGGGACCUUCACAGCAAAGAGUGUGACCAGCUGUUGAAAUAUGGCUAUGGGCUGUCAAGAAAAGCCCUCUACCCUUCGAGUCUUGAAAGGCAGGACGUAAAGCUUGCUUUACAAAUCUUCAAUGACUAUUUACCAGAGGCGUUACGUGCUCUUGGAGCAAAGCACAACCUAUUCUCUUUCGAGGCCACGGCUACAUUCGUCGAGAUCAUACUCAAGUGGUGGAAAAUUGUAAACGUCAAAACUCCAUGGAAGGGAGAAAGGCUUAGAGAUCACUUCCAACAACCAGUGCUUUCCAUUGAUAACGAUCCAAAAAUUGACUUCUUGCACAUGUUUCUGAAGUGGCUGGAUGAGUGGAAGAACAAAGGUUUUGACAACGGUACUCUGACAAAGGAGACUCACGCUGCUCUCGAACACACCACCUAUGCGCUUGUUGAGCUCGCUAGGUACAGCUUCGAAGAGCUUGGAAUGUCAUGCCUUUUUGGGAAGAUUCGGACAGACUGCCUUGAAGAUCGGUUUGGAAAGUAUAGGCAGCUGGCAGGUGCGCAAUAUCACAUUUCCAUCAGGCAGAUAUAUGAAGUCGAAAACAAGCUGCGCCUGCAGAGCACCUUGCCUACAGUUUCCCCUGACCAGCACUGGGAAUGUGUCCGAAAGCAAGUCGAGGCAUUGCUUCCCAGCAGCAACGUUGUUGUUACCAGCCAGGCUCUUACGAAGAUGCAGGACGUCGUCCCAGUCCUCGUCUACGUUGCAGGUUAUGCAGUAUACGGGACCCUUAAAAAGUUGAAGUGCGAGCAAUGCAGGGACUCGUUGACCGUGGACAAGAAGAUCACAGUCUCUGCCACAAACGAACAUUAUGGUCUUGUGAAGCAGCUGGACCGAGCAGGUUUAGUUUAUCCAUCAAUGUUUGCACUUAACGCAGUUGCUCAUAGCUACGUUGUAGUAGAGCAGCUCGCUACAGAGCCAGCACUGCUUAUGAUGCCUGAACAACGCCAGGUGGUAACGAAAAUGACGCUACAAUUGCUGGCUAGUGAAGAGCAGUCCGACUUCGAUACGUGUGAGAAUGGCCACACAGUUGAAUUAGUGCUUAAACACAUCCUGCGGUGCAGCACCAACAUUCUGCUAAAGAACUUUUGUAGGAAGCUGAACGACAAACUUCUCGACGCUGCCGAUAAAUCAAAAAAAAGGAAAGCCACAACUCUCGAGGCCAAAUAACUGCAUGCAUUGCUUCUAAUAUAAAGCCAGCACAAAAAGAAACUGGGCUUCGUAAAUAAAUGUUUUGCUGCUACAGUUUUCUGGCGUUCUAUUGUUUUUUAAAUACAUGCAUGCUUGUUCUUGCAGAAAAAAAAUGUUUCCGCGCAAUGCACCUGCGAGACAACCUCUCUUGAACAGCGUUCCAUAUCUUUUUUUUUCAAUCCGCCCCAUCGUGUGACGUCACGCGAAGAGAGCUAAGGCCUUCAUAUUUUUCUAGAGGGUGUUGGUUU
Dermacentor silvarum is the source of this 3411-nucleotide messenger RNA. RefSeq lists its product as uncharacterized. The record is from RefSeq and is a predicted model, not a curated record. NCBI's taxonomy places the organism in Eukaryota, Metazoa, Arthropoda, Arachnida, Ixodida, Ixodidae.